Camelina sativa (false flax) is the source of this 1789-nucleotide messenger RNA. Lineage: Eukaryota; Viridiplantae; Streptophyta; Magnoliopsida; Brassicales; Brassicaceae. The record is from RefSeq and is a predicted model, not a curated record.
UCAAUAUGAUCAUAUCACCUUCUCCCACUAAUACUCUAUAUAUAUCAUAUAGUUUCUUUCUUCUAAUAUACUUUAAUUUUUCAGCAAACGAAAGACAAAGUGUGUCAGAGAUCUCAGAGGGUGUGAAUCCCAAUGAGGAUCUUAGCCGAACCUCGAGGUUCGGUUCCGUGCCUCCUCCUUCUCGUGUCGGUUCUCUUAUCAGCGACUACUCUCUCAGUCGCUCGUGUCGUCGAAGUUGUCGGUUACGCCGAGAGCAAGAUCAAAAACCCCCAUGCAUUUUCAGGACUACGAGUGACGAUCGAUUGUAAGGUGAAUAAAGGCCAUUUUGUUACAAAAGGUUCGGGAAACAUUGACGAUAAUGGAAAGUUUGGUUUAAAUAUUCCUCAUGACAUUGUCACCGACGACGGAGCUUUAAAGGAGGAGUGUUACGCUCAGCUUCACAGCGCGACAGGAACCCCUUGUCCGGCUCACGACGGCCUCGAGUCAACCAAGAUUGUGUAUAUAUCCAAAUCCGGGGAUAAACACGUUUUGGGUCUCAAACAAAACCUGAAGUUUUCACCCGAAAUUUGCGUUUCGAAAUUCUUCUGGCCUAUGCCUAAGUUGCCUCCUUUUAAGGGCUUUGGUCAUCAUUUCCCUUUACCUCCGCCUUUGGAACUUCCACCUUUUCUCAAGAAACCAUGUCCACCUAAAUACAGUCCUCCUGAGGAGGUUCCACCCCCGGUUCCCGUUUACGAGCCGCCGCCAAAGGUAGAAGUCCCGCCUCCGGUUCCCGUCUACGAUCCACCGCCAAAGAAAGAAGUUCCACCACCUGUCCCCGUUUACGAGCCACCACCAAAGGUAGAACUUCCACCGCCGAUUACUAAGAAGCCCUGUCCACCUAAACCGCCGAAGAUUGAGCACCCACCUCCGGUACCAGUUUACAAGCCACCGCCAAAGGUAGAGCUUCCACCGCCCAUCCAUAAGAAGCCAUGUCCGCCUAAGGUGGAGCACCCACCUACGGUUCCGGUCUACAAGCCGCCACCAAAGGUAGAGCACCCACCUACGGUACCGGUUUACAAGCCACCGCCAAAGGUCGAGCACCCACCUACGGUUCCGGUACACAAGCCACCGCAUAUCCCCAAGAAACCAUGUCCCCCUAAGGUCGAGCUUCCACCUCCGGUACCGGUUUACAAGCCACCACCGAAGAAAGUUGACCCACCGGCGCCGGUUCCAGUACACAAGCCGCCGCCAAAGAUAGUGGUACCACCGUCGAUACCAAUCUACAAGCCGCCGAAGAAACCGUGUCCGCCGAAGAAAGAUCUUCCACCGCCGGUUCCAAUAUACAAGCCGCCGCCGAAGAUAGAGCAUCCACCAAUCUACAUACCACCUGUUGUGAUCCCGAAAAAGCCGUGCCCUCCGCCGAUACCAGUGGUGGUGAUACCAAAGAAGCCAUGUCCGCCACUUCCACCGCUUCCUAAGUUCCCGCCUCUUCCUCCAAAAUACAUUCACCACCCCAAGUUCGGGAAAUGGCCUCCGUUGCCUUCACACCCUUGAGAAACUUCUUAUAAUACGUAUAUAUAUAUAUAUAUAUAUAUAUGUACGUAAUCGUAUACUUGAUGUAUAAUCAACGUGUUGCCUUUUUUAAUUGUUAUCUUUGCAUGUGUUUAAUAUUCUCUUUUGUUGUUGGCUUUUAUAUAUAUCGCUGAGUUAUCUUCUAUGUGUAGACGACUGUUUGUUUGUUUAUAUUCCCAUUUCCCAGCAUACAAUCUUCCAACAAUAAUAUUAUUUGAUAAUGAUACGUUCAGCUUAA